UCUUUGUUUGACUUCCUGAACUCGUGCAGUCACGGUGAAUUCCAGCAAACAUGGGUGCUUGUUUGGCUCUGGGAUCUCUCGCCAGCUGCGCGUCCUGUUUGUGCGGCUCGGCCUCCUGCCUUCUCUCAUCAUGUUGCCCUUCAACAUACAACUCCACCAUAAGCCGCCUGGCCUUCUCCUUCCUGCUGCUGCUUGGGACUCUGGUGUCUGUUAUUAUGAUUCUCCCCGGCAUGGAAGAACAUCUCAAAAAGAUUCCAGGAUUCUGUGUCGGCGGGAUGGCUCUACCUGGCAUCGAGAACAAAGUGAACUGUGACGUCAUUGUGGGCUACAAGUCUGUGUACCGCAUGUGUUUCGCCAUGGCCUGCUUCUUCUUCCUCUUCUCCAUCAUCAUGAUCCGAGUGCGCAGCAGCAAGGACCCUCGAGCUGCCGUCCAGAACGGGUUCUGGUUCUUUAAAUUCCUGUUGCUGGUUGGCAUAACAGUGGGAGCUUUCUUCAUUCCAGAUGGCACCUUCACUACAGUGUGGUAUUACUUCGGCGUGGUGGGCUCCUUCUUCUUCAUCAUCAUCCAGCUCAUCCUGCUCGUGGACUUCGCUCAUUCCUGGAAUCAGUCUUGGCUGGAGAGGGCCGAGAACGGAAACCGCAAGUGCUGGUUAGCAGCUCUGCUGUCUUUCACCCUCGUCUUCUACGCUCUGGCUUUCACCGCUGUCGUGCUCUUCUACGUGUUUUACACCAAACCUGACGACUGCACCGAGCACAAGGUCGUCAUCAGCCUCAACCUCAUAUUCUGUAUCGUCGUGUCCGUCGUGUCCAUUCUCCCCACAGUUCAGGAGGCUCAGCCCAGCUCAGGUCUGCUGCAGGCCUCCCUCAUCUCCCUCUACACCAUGUAUGUGACCUGGUCAGGCAUGACCAACAACCCCAACCGACAGUGUAACCCCAGCCUGUUGAGCCUGGUGCAGCCCAACAGUCCAACUCCACCACCUGGACCAGUGGUCCCCCAUCCGGACAUCCAGUGGUGGGAUGCACAAAGCAUUGUGGGAUUGGUCCUCUUCCUGUGCUGUACUCUGUAUGCCAGUAUCCGCUCCUCCAACAACACCCAGGUGAACAAGCUGAUGCAGACCGAGGAGGGCCAAGGUCUGACCUCCGACUACGAGGCCCCCACCGGGGAGGACGGAGCCCGGCGGGCUGUGGACAACGAAGAGGACGGAGUCACGUACAGCUACUCUUUCUUCCACUUCAGCCUCUUUCUGGCUUCUCUGUACAUCAUGAUGACACUCACGAACUGGUACCAGCCCGAGGCCGACUACCAGGCCAUGCAGACCGCCAUGCCGGCCGUCUGGGUGAAGAUCUGCUCCAGCUGGCUAGGCCUGGCCAUCUACCUGUGGACGCUGGUGGCUCCGCUCGUCCUUCCCAACAGAGAUUUCAGCUAAAAACAUUGUUUCGAUAGCCUCGUGCUUUUAUCGCCUGGAAGGAGAAAUAGCUUUAGCCUCAAAAUGCUCUGAUUGAAUAGAGGAAGAGCUCAGAAUUCCACAUUUACACGUUGAAAGCCAAACUGGUGUCUUGCUUUGUUUCUGACUUUAAGCCUUUGAAUGUUGAGCUUUAAUUAAUCACAGGUUGAUUUAGUGUCUUUCACUGUUACAAAUAUUAGAAGUGAGAGCACUUCAUGCCAUUAUAGGACCAAGCCAAUGCCGUCUUUAAUACAUGUUCAUACUAAGUGCUGCCUGCAUUAAGAUGGACUUUUUCUACCUUUUUUUUUUAUGUACAAAUUUGAUAACAAUAUCAUUUUAUUCUAUUUUGCUCCAACCUUUGUUCUUUUUACAGUAAAAUAAAGUGCACACUUUGUCUUUGGUCAGA
This is a messenger RNA of Solea senegalensis (Senegalese sole), 1851 nucleotides long. RefSeq names its product serine incorporator 2 (gene serinc2). Bases 51 to 1427 code for a protein of 458 amino acids. Lineage: Eukaryota; Metazoa; Chordata; Actinopteri; Pleuronectiformes; Soleidae. Gene Ontology annotation, cellular component: membrane. The transcript has 10 exons. The record is from RefSeq and is a predicted model, not a curated record.